AUGCGAUCUGCCUUGACAAUUACUGCUGUGACUCUGGCCAUCACCGCUCGAGCCCAGCCAGUCUUGCCCGUGGAUCCCACAAUCACGUCUCCUCCUACAAAACCUUUGCGUGACGUCAAGGCUCAGCCAGGCCGCCCAGCCGACUUUGCUAUUACUCAAGGGCCCAGCGAUGCCGAGUUGUAUCAACGGCAGAAUGGUGCAGACUUUGUUGGAUAUACUUUGAGCGGGUCUACAUAUCUGUCGGUGACCUGCCCGAGCGGCAACAUCUUCCUUACAAAUGCGAACUACGCUUUGUGCGGAACGGCAGGGCAGACUCAAGUUCCGACUGCCUGUAGAUCGAAUAGCGUCCUCGUCUACUCUGCAACCGUUCGUACAUGCUCCCAGGGCACCGGAUGUAGCCCAGACUGGUACUACGACAGCACCGAUGACAAGUCAGCAAAGGCAAUGUACGGCUGCGGUACGGCAGCACAGAGGACUUUCUACAGAACAGUCAAGACCAGCUCAACGACAACAUCGAAACCGACGACAACCUCAAAGCCAACAACUACAUCACAACCAACGACCACAUCACAGCCGACAACCACGUCAAAGCCAACCACGUCGUCUUCGAUACCUCCGCCGCCGCCAUCUUCGUCGUUGACCACUUCGAGUGCCCCUCCACCACCCUCGUCGUCUUCCGAAAAGAAAGAUCCCCCGACAUCAACCCGUAAAGACGAGCCGUCCGCAGAGUCGACAACCGAGCAGCCGAAGAGCUCCAAGGCGCCCGACCCUGAAACAACAAAGCAAGAUAGUGCACCGACGACUACAAAACAAUCUAAUAAUGAGGUCUCUAACGCCGGUAGCUCGUUGGUACCGGUGGAAACAAUCAAUGUCACGCAGACCAGAACCGUCACAUCAACAGCGACUUCCACGGACACACCCGGCGGCGACGUUAUGGAGAACAAAUCCGGCACGGACUCUGAUAGCUCCAACUCCAACAGCACCUCCUCCAACAACAACGGAGGCGGCAGCAGCGACAAGAAGGACCAGGCAUGGAUCGCCGGACCCGUCGUCGGCGGUGUCGGAGCCAUCGCCGCCGUCGUCGCACUCUUCUUCGUCGUCAGGCUUAUCCGCCGCAGAUCAGCAAAGGAAGAAGAGAGGGCCGCCCAUAUCGAGGAAUCCAUGCACGAGAAGCCCACAGACCACUCGCCAGUCUCCCCCUUCACGUCCGCGUCGCCCCAUCAGACCAUACGAUCGUCUGAGUUGCCGGCGUACCGCCAGGUAUCUCCGCCGUCGGAGUUGCAGCAGUCGGUGUACUCGGCAGAGCUGUCUGGGUAUUCGUCACCGCAGCAGAGCCGGGUGCAGUCAGCAGAGCUGCCUGCGUUCAUGGUGCCUCCGCAGCCACCUCAGCCGGUGGCAUCCGCAGAGCUUCCAGCGUAUCGGAUGGCAUCGCCUCCGGUAGAGCUACAAGGGGGAGCGCCCCAGGGCGGUGCUCCUAAUGGUGGUCAGUAUCUUCCUGGACAUUGGCAGUCGCCAGAUGAUUUUAGGGGCCGUUGA
Molecule: messenger RNA, 1536 nt
Organism: Clonostachys byssicola
Lineage: Eukaryota; Fungi; Ascomycota; Sordariomycetes; Hypocreales; Bionectriaceae
Source: the annotation of a GenBank genome assembly